GAUCAUGCAAUGUCCACAUUUCCACAAUAACACGCCUUAACAGUAGCAGCAGCAGCCGUCGGCCGUGUCGUAUUGUCACUUACUACUUACCACUUAGUAGUUAUUGUUUUUCUUUUAUCGCAUCGUAAUAUCGCGCUUCGCAGAUCUACCGAAUUAUUACAACAAUAUAUAACAAUAAUCAUUUUACGAUAGCAAUUAUUAAUUGCAUUUGUUGUUAAUAUUGUUAUCAUCGACAACCUAUAUUGCCGAAUAACAACAAUAUCAUAGAUAAUUGCUGUUUGGUGAUUACCGUUUUUUCGCGUCGUUUGGACGAAUCGUCCCGCGUACUCGGCGUUCUGCAGUCGUUCCGGAGUAGCCAUCGUCGAAGUCAAACGAACAGCCGAGGCCAGAGACACGAAAUACUGAUCAACGUUGCUUGUCACCAGCAACCGUCCGCGUAAAUUCGACAAUGGGGGGAUUUUACAGUUAUUUCAAGAGUCUAUUUGGUGAAAAAGAACUAAGAAUUUUAAUCUUGGGCUUAGAUGGCGCAGGAAAGACUACAAUACUAUAUAGGUUACAAGUUGGUGAAGUUGUAACUACUAUUCCAACAAUAGGAUUCAAUGUUGAACAAGUUACUUAUAAAAAUAUUAAAUUUCAAGUUUGGGAUCUUGGAGGUCAAACAUCCAUUAGGCCAUAUUGGAGGUGUUAUUAUUCAAAUACAGAUGCUGUAGUAUAUGUAAUUGAUUCAGUUGAUCGAGAAAGAAUGGGUAUAGCCAAAGAUGAAUUGAUGUAUAUGUUGAAAGAAGAAGAACUAAAUGGUGCUAUAUUAACAAUAUUAGCCAACAAACAAGAUGUUGAGGGUUGUAUGAAUGUUACUGAGAUACAUCAAGCUCUUGGAUUAGACUCUUUAAAAAAUCGAACAUUCCAAAUAUUUAAAACAUCGGCCAAAAAAGGUAUAGGACUUGACGAGGCUAUGGAUUGGCUUUGUAAUACUCUACAAAACCAUAAAUAAUAAAAUAUUUUGUUUAUUCUAUUUCUUUGUAAUUAGAAAAUUGUACAAAUUAAAAUGUUAUAACGUUUAA
Molecule: messenger RNA, 1061 nt
Organism: Rhopalosiphum maidis (corn leaf aphid)
Lineage: Eukaryota; Metazoa; Arthropoda; Insecta; Hemiptera; Aphididae
Product: ADP-ribosylation factor-like protein 1
Exons: 4
Coding region: 449-991 (180 amino acids)
Biological process (GO): intracellular protein transport; vesicle-mediated transport
Cellular component (GO): Golgi apparatus; cytoplasm
Molecular function (GO): GTP binding; GTPase activity
Source: RefSeq, a predicted model, not a curated record